This is a messenger RNA of Phlebotomus papatasi, 2093 nucleotides long. Its product is annotated as RING finger protein nhl-1-like. NCBI's taxonomy places the organism in Eukaryota, Metazoa, Arthropoda, Insecta, Diptera, Psychodidae. The record is from RefSeq and is a predicted model, not a curated record. Gene Ontology annotation, molecular function: protein binding; metal ion binding. Bases 97 to 1956 code for a protein of 619 amino acids. The transcript is spliced from 5 exons.
CGUCCAGUCAGUCGUCAUUCAUUGCCGAAGAAGUGUGUGCUAAAUUCCUUUUUUUUUAUUUUGGGUGCAAAAAAUACAAAAAAAAAAAUUAAGAAAAUGUCCCAUAAAAAUCCCCCAGUGGUUAUUCGCAGUAAAAGCAUGAGAUUCGACACACGAGGAUCAUUGACAGCAAUUGAAGAUCUCGUUCAAUGUGCCAUUUGCUUCGAUCGAUUGCAGAAUCCCAAAAUGCUGGCGUGUCAGCAUACAUUCUGCCAUGGAUGUCUCGAGGCAAUCUUUGGCAACAGCAUAAAUGGCACAAGAGAAUGCCCAACCUGCAGGAUGACUUUCACAGCACAACUCAGUGAUCUUCCCACAAAUCUCUACAUUUGUUCCCUUCUUAAAUUAGUUGGAAGUGCCACUGAUUCACUCAGUUCAUCACCAACAACGUGUCACUUGGAGGAACGAUGCGUUAAAUGUGAAAUGGUAUCGUUCGCAACUGAAUUUUCAAGCUCUGAUAAGAAAUUAUUCAGAGAUUGCAGCCACUGUCGCCAGAAAUUCUGCCAAAUAUGCUGGACCUCUCAUAUGGCUGAUCUCACAAAUCAACUCUCCAACCUGUCUGAUCAGUUAAAGAAUGCCGAAGAGUGUCUAACACACAAAUUGGACAACAUAAAGGAUCGCAUGGAACAGUUGAGGAGCCAUAUUAGCCAAUUUGUCGUGAGUCAAGUCCAGGAAUUGAGACAAAAAGAAAUUAGUGCUAUUGAGAGUGCGAAACAGAUGGUUGAUGAAGCCACUGAAAAAUAUCAGACAAUUGUGGAUGCAAUUGAGAGCACAAAGAAAGAUUUGAAUGGGAAAAUUCAUCAAAUGGAGCCUGACCACGAGGCUAGCACUUAUUUCCUUCAGAUGCACAAAAAAGUAUCAGAUAUCCUGCAAGAUAUUUCCAAAUGGGGCGACAUUCGGAUGAUUUUCAAUGAAGAAGAAUUGAGAGUGGAAAUAAAUAAUCCAGAAUGCGAAAACACUGACACUGACGAAGAUACCCUGGAGCAAGAAGACAUCAAUCCACUGGAAGACAAGAAUACUCUGACAAAGUACAUUAUCUCCAGGGAUUUCAGACCCAAACUCUCCUGGAAAAAAUGUCCUCGUCCACUGGGAAUAUUUCUUGCUCCUUGGAUUGAUGAAAUUGUUGGAGAACAAUUAUUGUAUGUCGCUGGAUCAGACAGUAAGAUUAUCUUUGCGAUUGAAAGAAAGAAAGGACGUAUAAUUCACAGGAUUUUCCAUGAAGAAAUGAUAUAUCCUCACAGCAUUGAAAUUUCUAGUGAUUCCCAAGAGAUAUUUGUAUCAGACAAAUGGAAGCAUUGCAUUUUUGUGUUUUCCCGCCAUGGGGAACUUCAGAGAAUGAUUGGUUCCAAGGGUGAUACCGAGGGAUGUCUCAGAUCACCAGAGGGAAUAACCCUUGGCCCUGACAACACCAUCUAUGUCUGUGAUACUGGAAAUGAUCGUGUCCAGUGUCUCAAUAGAAUCACUGGACAAAUGAUCCUUCAAAUCGGUCAAGUCAAGAAAGCACAAUUAAUUGCUUCGGCAGUUCAGAAAACCAUUUCAAAACUCGCUGAUCUUCAGUCACCAACAGCAAUAGCCCUUCAUGGAAGCGAUAUUGUUAUCCUUGACAGUGGACACUGCAGGGUGAAGAUCUUCAACGCAUUGGGCGAGAAAGUUAGUGAAUUUGGAAAAAUGGGCACCCAAAGAGGACAAUUGAAAUACCCUGAGGUUCUUACAGUUGGAAUACAUGGAUUCAUCUACUUAGGAGACAGUGGAAAUGCUCGAGUUCAGAUCUUUACUAAAGAUGGGCAUUUGAUAAGGACAAUCAGAGGACGAGGACGGUCGUCUGGAUUUUUCAAAUGGAUUUCUGGAAUUCACGUGACUCCUGACCUUGAGGUCAUCGUGAGUGAUCACAAGAAUCAUUCAGUGCAGAUUUUUCAAUAAAAAAAAAUAUCUGAAAUUUUGAGAAAAUGUCUACUAACCUCUUCAUUUUUUGCUGCAUGAUGACCAAAAGAAAUUUGUAAUUUUUUCUUUGAAAUAAUUAAUGAAUUUAUCUAAUAAAGCACUUAUUUGAUAGACUA